AUGGGUGACAUGACCAACAGCGAUUUUUACUCCAAAAACCAAAGAAAUGAGUCGAGCCAUGGGGGCGAGUUCGGGUGCACAAUGGAGGAGCUCCGCUCCCUCAUGGAGCUACGGGGCACCGAGGCUGUGGUCAAGAUCAAGGAGACUUAUGGGGACACUGAAGCCAUCUGCCGGCGCCUCAAGACUUCACCUGUGGAAGGUUUGCCAGGCACCGCUCCAGAUCUGGAAAAGAGAAAGCAGAUUUUUGGGCAAAACUUUAUACCUCCAAAGAAGCCAAAAACCUUCCUGCAGCUAGUGUGGGAGGCACUGCAAGAUGUGACGCUGAUCAUCCUGGAAAUCGCGGCCAUCAUAUCCCUGGGGCUGUCCUUUUACCACCCGCCUGGAGAGAACAAUGAAGGAUGUGCGACGGCCCAGGGAGGGGCAGAGGAUGAAGGGGAGGCGGAGGCGGGCUGGAUCGAGGGGGCGGCCAUCCUCCUCUCUGUCAUCUGUGUGGUCCUGGUCACGGCCUUCAAUGACUGGAGCAAAGAGAAGCAGUUCCGGGGCCUGCAGAGCCGCAUUGAGCAGGAGCAGAAGUUCACCGUGGUUCGGGCUGGCCAGGUAGUCCAGAUCCCUGUGGCCGAGAUUGUGGUUGGGGACAUCGCCCAGGUCAAAUAUGGUGACCUCCUCCCUGCUGACGGCCUCUUCAUCCAGGGCAAUGACCUCAAAAUCGACGAAAGCUCCCUGACAGGAGAGUCUGACCAGGUGCGCAAGUCCGUGGACAAGGACCCCAUGCUGCUGUCAGGGACCCACGUGAUGGAGGGCUCUGGACGGAUGGUAGUGACCGCAGUGGGUGUGAAUUCUCAGACUGGCAUCAUCUUUACCCUGCUGGGGGCUGGUGGUGAGGAGGAAGAGAAGAAAGACAAGAAAGGUAAAAUGCAGGAUGGCAAUGUGGACGCCAGCCAGAGCAAAGCCAAACAGCAGGAUGGGGCAGCCGCCAUGGAGAUGCAGCCCCUCAAGAGUGCCGAGGGUGGCGAUGCCGACGACAAAAAAAAGGCCAACAUGCACAAGAAGGAGAAGUCUGUGCUGCAGGGAAAGCUCACCAAGCUGGCUGUGCAGAUAGGCAAGGCAGGACUGGUGAUGUCGGCCAUCACAGUGAUCAUCCUGGUGCUCUACUUCACCGUGGACACCUUCGUGGUCAACAAGAAGCCAUGGUUACCCGAGUGCACGCCCGUCUACGUGCAGUACUUUGUCAAGUUCUUCAUCAUCGGCGUGACGGUGCUGGUGGUGGCCGUGCCCGAGGGGCUCCCUCUGGCCGUCACCAUCUCACUGGCCUACUCUGUGAAGAAAAUGAUGAAAGACAACAACCUGGUACGCCACCUGGAUGCCUGCGAGACCAUGGGCAAUGCCACCGCCAUCUGCUCAGACAAGACAGGCACACUGACCACCAAUCGCAUGACAGUCGUGCAGGCCUACGUGGGCGAUGUCCACUACAAGGAGAUCCCCGACCCCAGCUCCAUCAACGCCAAGACCAUGGAGCUGCUCGUUAACGCCAUUGCCAUCAACAGCGCCUACACCACCAAGAUUCUGCCCCCGGAGAAGGAGGGUGCCCUGCCUCGGCAGGUGGGCAACAAGACAGAGUGCGGCCUGCUGGGCUUCGUGCUGGACCUGAAGCAGGAUUAUGAGCCCGUGCGCACCCAGAUGCCAGAGGAGAAGCUGUACAAGGUGUACACCUUCAACUCUGUGCGCAAGUCCAUGAGCACAGUCAUCAAGCUGCCGGACGAGAGCUUCCGCAUGUACAGCAAGGGUGCUUCUGAGAUCGUGCUCAAGAAGUGCUGCAAAAUCCUCAGUGGGGCAGGGGAGCCCCGGGUCUUCCGGCCCCGCGACCGGGAUGAGAUGGUGAAGAAGGUGAUCGAGCCCAUGGCCUGUGAUGGGCUCCGCACCAUCUGUGUGGCCUACCGCGACUUCCCCAGCAGCCCGGAACCUGACUGGGACAAUGAGAAUGACAUCCUCAACGACCUAACCUGUAUCUGUGUGGUGGGCAUCGAGGACCCCGUGCGGCCCGAGGUCCCAGAAGCCAUCCGCAAGUGCCAGCGAGCGGGCAUCACAGUCCGCAUGGUCACCGGUGACAAUAUCAACACGGCCCGGGCCAUCGCCAUCAAGUGUGGCAUCAUCCAUCCUGGGGAGGACUUUCUGUGCCUGGAGGGCAAGGAGUUUAACCGGAGGAUCCGCAACGAGAAGGGGGAGAUUGAACAAGAGCGAAUUGAUAAGAUCUGGCCAAAGCUACGGGUGCUGGCUCGCUCCUCCCCCACGGACAAGCAUACCCUCGUCAAAGGUAUCAUCGACAGCACACACACCGAGCAGCGGCAGGUGGUGGCCGUGACAGGGGAUGGCACCAACGACGGGCCUGCACUCAAGAAGGCUGAUGUGGGCUUCGCCAUGGGCAUCGCAGGCACGGAUGUGGCCAAGGAGGCCUCGGACAUCAUCCUGACGGAUGACAACUUCAGCAGCAUCGUCAAGGCAGUGAUGUGGGGCCGCAACGUCUAUGAUAGCAUCUCCAAAUUCCUGCAGUUCCAACUAACAGUCAACGUAGUGGCUGUGAUUGUGGCCUUCACAGGCGCCUGCAUCACGCAGGACUCCCCUCUGAAGGCCGUGCAGAUGCUCUGGGUAAACCUCAUCAUGGACACAUUCGCCUCGCUGGCCCUGGCCACUGAGCCGCCCACCGAGACCCUGCUUCUGAGGAAGCCAUACGGCCGUAACAAGCCCCUCAUCUCUCGGACCAUGAUGAAGAACAUCCUGGGCCAUGCCGUCUACCAGCUCACCCUCAUCUUCACCCUGCUUUUUGUUGGCGAGAAGAUGUUCCAGAUCGACAGUGGGAGGAACGCCCCCCUGCACUCGCCACCCUCGGAGCACUACACCAUCAUCUUCAACACCUUCGUCAUGAUGCAGCUCUUCAACGAGAUCAACGCCCGCAAGAUCCAUGGCGAGCGCAAUGUCUUUGAUGGCAUCUUCCGGAACCCGAUUUUCUGCACCAUCGUGCUGGGCACCUUUGCCAUCCAGAUAGUGAUCGUGCAGUUUGGGGGGAAGCCGUUCAGCUGCUCUCCGCUGCAGCUGGACCAGUGGAUGUGGUGCAUAUUCAUCGGGUUGGGAGAGCUCGUCUGGGGCCAGGUCAUCGCCACCAUCCCGACCAGCAGGCUCAAGUUCCUCAAGGAGGCAGGGAGGCUCACGCAGAAGGAGGAGAUCCCGGAGGAGGAGCUGAAUGAGGAUGUGGAGGAGAUAGACCACGCCGAGAGGGAGCUGCGGCGGGGCCAGAUCCUGUGGUUCCGAGGCCUGAAUCGGAUCCAGACCCAGAUUGAAGUAGUCAAUACUUUCAAGAGCGGGGCCUCCUUUCAGGGGGCCCUGCGGAGACAGUCCUCCGUCACCAGCCAGAGCCAGGACGUAGCCAAUCUCUCUAGCCCUAGUCGCAUUCGCGUCGUGAAGGCGUUCCGUAGCUCUCUCUAUGAAGGUCUAGAAAAGCCUGAGUCUCGAACCUCCAUCCAUAAUUUCAUGGCUCACCCCGAAUUCCGGAUCGAAGAUUCACAACCCCACAUCCCCCUCAUUGACGACACCGACCUGGAAGAAGAUGCCGCACUCAAGCAGAACUCGAGCCCGCCGUCAUCGCUCAACAAGAACAACAGCGCCAUCGACAGCGGGAUCAAUCUGACGACUGACACAAGCAAAUCAGCUACCUCUUCAAGUCCAGGGAGCCCCAUCCACAGCCUGGAGACGUCGCUUUAG
Messenger RNA from Puma concolor (puma), 3753 nucleotides. The record is from RefSeq and is a predicted model, not a curated record. Lineage: Eukaryota; Metazoa; Chordata; Mammalia; Carnivora; Felidae.